GUAAUGCGCCUGCAAGCUGGUUUGCCAACCGCCACUGAACACCAAAGAAGAAGAAGUACAACGUGUAUCAGCUGAGCUGGCUGAUGUGAAAACUCUAAUUCAUAUUACGUGAUUUUAGACCAUAACCAUAGAUUAUUGGGAUGGAGAAUGACACUCUCGUCUCUCUUGAAGAUUUAGGGUACCAAGGCCCUCUGUUGGAGGAAGGUGCUCUGGAUCCUGCUGUGAGCAGAGGAGCAGCUUCACCUGAGUUUACUAAGCUUUGUGCCUGGAUCAUCUCAGAGCUUAGACUCUACUGCAAGUUGGAGGAGAAUGUCCACGCCACUAACUGUCCGAGCGAGGCAGAGGCCUUCCAGCUGGAGAUGAGCGGCCUGCUUUCGGAGCUCGUCUGUCCUUACUCUGUCCUCACCAGCGGAGACCUGACCCAGAGGUUCCUCAACAGGACGGACUGUCUGCUGCUCCUCACCUUUCUAGUGUCUGAGUUGGAGGCGUCGAGGAUGAUCCUGGUUAAUAAGCCUGAAAAGAAAACCCAGGAUUCAGGCAGCCCCAUGUUCCAGGAACUGAAGGGCAUCUGCAUGGCACUGGGCAUGUCCAAGCCUCCAGCCAACAUCACCAUGUUCCAGUUCUUCAGUGGAAUUGAGAAGAAGCUGAAAGAAGCCAUGAGUAGAGUCCCAGCCAAUCACGUCGGAGAGCCUUUGAUGAUGAAGGCCCUUGGACCUGUGCAUGUGGAAAAAAUUGAAGCAAUAAACCAAGCACUUGUAAAUGAGUAUGAAGUGAGAAGGAAAAUGUUGUUGAAACGUCUUGAUGUCACAGUGCAGUCUUUUGGUUGGUCUGACAGAGCAAAGACGCAUGCUGAAAAGUUGGCCAAUGUUUACCAGCCACUACGUUCUGCUCUUGGCACCAAAAGUAAAAUCACUGUUGCUCACCUUCUUGCUACUCGACAAGACUUCUCCAAGAUUCUCCGUACAAGCAGUGGCAAGAUCAGGGAGAAGACUGCUUGUGCCAUUAAUAAGGUUCUAAUGGGCCGAGUGCCAGACAGGGGAGGCCGGCCCUGUGAGAUCGAGCCUCCUCCCCCAGAGAUGCCCUCCUGGCAGAAGCGUCAGGAUGCUCCCCAAGGCGGAGGACACUAUGGUGGGAGUGGGCACGGAGGUGGCAGGGGGGGCUACGAUCACCAAGGUGGCCGUGGAGGAUAUGAGAGAGGAGGCGGAGGAGGACAUGGAGACAGGGGAGGUAGAGGAGGAGGAGGAGGAGGAGGAGGAGGUGGUGGUGGUAGAGGGGGGAAGGUGCAGGGAGGCUGGGGAGACGGAGGUGGAGGUGGAGGAGGAGGGAGAGGCGGUUACAACCAGGGCCACUAUCAAGAUGCAGGAGGUAAUCAGGGGGGAGGAGGGAGAGGGGGCUACGGAGGGGGCGGGAACAACCAUGGUGGCUUUCAGGACUCUGGCUACCAUGGAGGAGGAGUAGCAGGAGGAGGAGGAGUAGUAGUAGGAGGAGGAGGAGGAGGAGGAGGAGGAGGAGGAGGUGGUGGUCACCAUGACAAUUACCAACAAGAUGGAGGCUGGCUUCAGGAGAGAGGAGGGGGUCGAGGAGGUCGUGGGGGAAGGGGCAGAGGAGGCAGAGGAGGAGGAGUAAGUGGAGGUGGAGGAGGACAAGGAGGACAAGGAGGAGGCUGGGGAGGGAGAGGGGGCCAGAAUUUUAAUCAAGGAGGACAAUUUGAACAGUUCUUCCAACAUGGCGGGCAGCACUACAACCAAGCUGGCUUUAAUCAAGGCAGACACUACACUAGUUAAAGACACAGUGAGGGGCAUCGCAGCAGAGUCCACUCAAAGAUCGACUCCUUGUCAUGUGUGAACAGAUUUUUAAAUGCCUUAUCAUCUGAUUUAGAAUUGUCAGCAUGGAUAAAAGUUGACGAAGAUGUUAAAUGAGGAUCCUGGAGAUACACACAGACACCUUAUACACUCGGUACAGGUUUUUGUUUCACUACAGAGGGCAGUUCUAAUGUAGUCCUUUGCUUUUUCAUACUGGUGUGUUAAUGUUUUCUCUGCCUCCUCAAUAUUCAACCAACAGCUCUGCUAUAAAUGGUUAGUCGAUUAGUUGGACUCUGCUGUUUUGACCUCAUUUUGACACUUUAUCAGCCUUAUCUUGGACAUGUUUUUGAAAGACAGGAAAGAGUUCUAAGAUUUCAGUAUUGGUCCACCUACUGUGUAUUUGACAUUAGAAUUGCACUCUUGAAAUCCUUAAUAGUUUAAUUGAAUUUGAUGAUUACUUGAAAACGGCUUCAUCUUUCCAGUCUUCAUUUUGUUUCAGUAGAUUUGACUGGAAUCUCCUUUGUUACUUAUUUAAAAAUGUCAUCUUGUACUGCUCAUGGAAGAUUGUGUGCAUACAAAUAUGGAUGUUGGAAGGUUUGCAUGGGUGUGUGAAUGAGCAAUAAAAUCUGAAAUGAGAACAUUA
This is a messenger RNA of Cottoperca gobio, 2445 nucleotides long. It is a transcript of the gene tslig3a, whose product is annotated as family with sequence similarity 98 member A. Lineage: Eukaryota; Metazoa; Chordata; Actinopteri; Perciformes; Bovichtidae. The record is from RefSeq and is a predicted model, not a curated record. The transcript has 8 exons. Gene Ontology annotation, cellular component: tRNA-splicing ligase complex. The coding region runs from base 141 to 1784 and encodes 547 amino acids.